AAUUCACUGAGUGAGGCGCGCCAGAGGCGACACGAAUACGUUUGGUGGUUUUCUACGUCCGUCGAAGAGAGAUAAUAGCGCGACCGUAUAGAAUAUUUAACCAAUAAUCGUUGCAAAUUAUGCUUGGUUUGUCGUUUUAUAGUUCGUUGUUUUUUAUUUUGUGGUCAGUCACUUAAUCGAAACUGCCAGCUGGAUUAUUUUCUCUACGCAACUUGCUGGGCAAAAUUAAGUUAAUUAUUCGUUCCAGAGGCGACGAAUUCAACCGAAUUCCCUUGGACUCGUUUGUAAAUUACUUAAAGAUAGCGAAAGCGAAGCGAAAUCGUCGUUUAAAUGAUUGUGAUGCCCAGCUAGCUACGUUAGACUGUAUCCAGUCAGCCGGGGCUUGCUGCGCCCAAGCCCGGGAGAACAUUGACGCUGCUCGGUGUCAUCCCAGUAAAGUGGAUCGAGUUUUUUUAGGCGACAAUGCUUGAAAUAAUGUCUGAACACCAAGAUUCAUUAUUGAAGUGCAAAGCAGAAGCUCUGCCACCAGAGAGAAAAAAGAGGACAGUUGAGGACUUCAACAAAUUUUGCAGUUUUGUGCUUGCAUAUGCGGGUUACAUCCCAUCUCCUAAAGAGGAAAGGCCAUGGUCACCAGGAUCCUCCAGAUCUCCAAACAGCUCUGGUGCUUCAGGUGAAGGCAGCGUUUUAGGUGGCGCAAAUUCUAGCGUUACUGCUGGCUGGAGUCAUGGCACUUCGGACUUGCACACGAUUCACACCUUUGUUCGCAAAGCUCGUGCCAAUAAGAGUAACAAGAGCAUGCGCCGAUUACCUUCUGACAAUAACCUGAUGGACAGAAUGGUUUUAAAAGACUCUUUCUAUGAGGGUGAGGUGGCCACGAAAGCUGAGCGCAAAAAGGACAAGAAGCUAAAGCGCCUUUCUAUAGGUUCGGGUGCUGGUGACAGCAGUAGCAGCGGUGGCGAGAAACGUGCAAGGAUCAAGCGUAGUAAAAACCCUAAACAGCCCAAAGCUCAUAAGAAGCUUAAGAGCUCGGCUCACAGCGAGACAGACUCGGAGACUAGUUUCAGCCGUGGAGAGGAGCACCUGGGCCGGGGAGUGGGCGCUGAGCGCAGACUACAGGCCCAGGGUACAACACUGAUGAAAGUAGAGAAGGAGGAGGCCACCAGGGAGGCUGAAAUGAGCUCAAGUGAAGGAGAAACUUGGAUAGCGGAUGAAGAUAUAAUGGUCGAGUCAGGGGAUGAUUCUUGGGACUUAAUCACCUGUUACUGCGGUAAACCUUUUGCAGGACGUCCCAUGAUUGAAUGCAGUCAGUGCAACAUCUGGGUGCAUCUCUCUUGCGCCAAAAUUAAGAAGUCUAAUGUGCCCGACAUAUUUAACUGUCACAAAUGCAGAGACUCUCGACGGUCGAGUCUUAAAAAAGACACUUAGAGGAUGAUGAUCAUUCCCUCAACGCUCUGAAUGUUCCCAGUUCUCGUAUUUCAGUUUAAUUUUUUUUCUGCUUUCUUUUCAAUUCUUACAACUGUUUGAUUCCCUUCCCAUAGGUCUAGUAACUGCUUACGUGUUUUGUAGUUUAAGGUCUCCGUUACAAGGGCAGUCCACCAGAAAAUAGUGUUUUGGCCACCUACCUGCUGAGUUGGUAAUUUACUACACGUAGUCUGUGUUCUGUUUGGCUCAAGUAUGACAGUUCAUUUUUAAAAUAAACUUUUUUUUUUUUUAAAGUUAGCUUUAAGUUAAUAAGCUUGUAAUUGGAAAACUAAUGGUUAGACAACUGUCUUACAUCUUUUAUAAUGUCUCAACUUGAAGUUGGUAAUCAAAUUAGUGCUUCUAGAUAAACAUGUCACAGUUAUUUCAAAGACAACCAUGAGUGAUAUUGGAUAGUGAAGCAAGAAAAGAUGUUUAAAAAUGUGUUUCACUUUUGCCAAAUUGAAGUGAUAGUGCAAUACCUGUUGACAUUGAAUUAUUAUAAAAAAUAAACAUGCUUUUUCUUAAUGGACUGUCCAGAAUGUCAUGCCUUUGUCUAAAGGCAGCAAAACUAACAAGCUAAAUGCAGUUAACUGUUUGUAAAAGUAAAACUGCAAUGUUUGUAUUACGUCUUUAUCAUUGAAAUUACAUCUUGACAAUGUGGAAAAUCAUACCCAUAUUUAUAUUUAUAAGUACCUUAGAAGCUUGCAUAGCGCUCAGCUGUAUUUUGCAUUUGGACAGGGAAUCACUUCAGUUGUAAUUGUUGAGCUGAACCAAUUAUGAUUUCUUCGGACUCUACUGUUAAUGUACAGGAUGUUAAUUCAUGUGUCCAGAAAGCGAUCAGAAUUUUUUCAGUCCCAGAUGACUAAUUAUUUUUGUUUUGGAUGUUUUAAUUUGACUGUUGAAAGAUUUCAGUUUUGUAACAUGCUCAAGUAAAGGCCUGAUUUACGAGCUUUGCUGAAGCUGUCCUCAAUUGGAGUUGUUGUAAUUAUUGCUUUGGAGAAGUGUUGGUGGUUUUAAACUCUGGAAACUGGUGAAGAUUAUUCAUGCUACAAGCUCUUUCAUUUGAAUUAGUUUGGAAACUAUAGUUUUUUCUUUGGUUUGUUUGUGAAGCAAGGAAGGUUGGAAAUCCCCUAAAGAGAGGUCUCUCUUGCUUCAUCACUCUGUAAAUAGAACAGAUUUAGAAAAGUGUACAUAUGUGAAAGUGAAGAGAAAAGCAAAGCAAAUGGUAUAUUUUUUGCAUCUGAUAUUGUUUUCUUUAUCUACCUGAUAAGAGAAAUAAAACUUUUCUUUAUUGUG
Messenger RNA from Triplophysa dalaica, 2757 nucleotides. It is a transcript of the gene phf23b, whose product is annotated as PHD finger protein 23b. Gene Ontology annotation, biological process: negative regulation of autophagosome assembly; negative regulation of autophagosome maturation; positive regulation of protein ubiquitination. The transcript is spliced from 5 exons. The coding region runs from base 463 to 1425 and encodes 320 amino acids. NCBI's taxonomy places the organism in Eukaryota, Metazoa, Chordata, Actinopteri, Cypriniformes, Nemacheilidae. The record is from RefSeq and is a predicted model, not a curated record.